AGUGCUUUUAAACAGCCAGAUACCCUUAGCGAUAUCGUUUCAUGAUGCUGAAUGACAGUGAAUUCGCAACGCUGAGAAACAGAUUCCAAAAAAAUGCCGAGUUACUCAUGCAGGCUACAACCACGUCGCCCGGCGAAGACGAAAAGUGUCCAGGUGAAAAAGAUGUCAGACCUCUCCCCCGAAUUAACAAGCACUCUGUUUUCUGGAUUGUGGCGUCAAUAAGUGUCACCUAUUAUGUGGAUUUCUUUCGUGUCAUCAUUGUGAAUAAUGACAUAAAGAGUUGGUGGUUUAAUGUGGGCCUGCUGCUCCUUGGGAUUUGCCUGUGUCUGGCCACGUUUUGUAUUGUGUACCUGGAGUGGUUCAGAGGAAUCGUGCACUAUGACCAAGAGUACCCUGCGAUCCCUCCUAUCACCACCGCUGCAUUCAUUGCUGCAUCUUGCAGUUUUAACAUUGCACUUUGGCCAGUCUGGUCCUUUUUCACUCCACUCAUCCUCUUCACGCAGUUCAUGGGUGUGGUCAUGAUGAUUUCUAUGCUUGGAUGAACGUGACAGGUAUAUGGGACAGUCAUAACGUAACUCAGAGGGAAACCAGAACUACAAUGUGGCCUGCAACAAAAAUGAGUUUGACAUCCCUGCUUUACAGUCUCUUAGUGUCAUAAGUCGUCCACCAUAUUGUCAAGGAGUGUGAUACAAAUUCUUCUCCCCUCUGGUUAUUCUCCACUUCUUAUUGUUGUGUACUCUAACCAAGCAACACAUUUAUCCUAACAUCAGACAGUUAUUUGUAGUUAAUGAAUGAAACUGCCCUAAUGAUAGCUGAUGUGGGGGUGUCCUGAGUGUAGAGGAGUAGCUUUUUGCAAACGCAAUGAUUAAGCUAAAGCCUAGAGAUCCCUGUCAAUCAUUCCAAUAAAUAGAGCACAUUGUGUUCCAAACUCAGUGCACUACUGAUAAAGUAGCAUUUGCACAACAGUAGUUGGGAAUGCACAUUCAUGUUAAAAACCAAAACCUAUUUACUGUAGUUCUACUCUU
Messenger RNA from Phycodurus eques (leafy seadragon), 1025 nucleotides. It is a transcript of the gene tmem128, whose product is annotated as transmembrane protein 128. The coding region runs from base 42 to 542 and encodes 166 amino acids. NCBI's taxonomy places the organism in Eukaryota, Metazoa, Chordata, Actinopteri, Syngnathiformes, Syngnathidae. The record is from RefSeq and is a predicted model, not a curated record. The transcript is spliced from 5 exons.